GUCUCUCUCCUUCACAAGCCUCUCCCGUGUUCUUUGCCAGUCUCUCUCUCUCUCUUAUAAAAAUCUCUCUCAGAUCUCCCUUAUCCUCCCCCCCUCCCGCCCAAACUCACAAGCUUCAUUUUCCUGCUGCAAUCUUCACUACACAAUGAGAGAGAUCCUUCACAUCCAGGGCGGGCAGUGCGGCAACCAGAUCGGGGCAAAGUUCUGGGAGGUUAUCUGCGAUGAACAUGGAAUCGAUAACACCGGUAAGUAUGCUGGCGAUUCUGAUCUUCAGCUUGACAGAAUCGAUGUCUAUUAUAAUGAGGCUAGUGGUGGAAGGUAUGUUCCACGCGCUGUUCUUAUGGAUCUCGAACCUGGUACUAUGGAUUCCCUCCGAUCUGGUCCUUUUGGACAGAUCUUUCGCCCUGAUAACUUCGUUUUCGGUCAGUCCGGCGCUGGUAACAAUUGGGCUAAAGGACAUUACACUGAAGGUGCUGAGUUGAUCGAUUCCGUUCUUGAUGUAGUAAGGAAGGAGGCUGAGAAUUGUGAUUGCUUGCAGGGAUUUCAAGUUUGUCAUUCUUUGGGUGGUGGAACUGGAUCUGGUAUGGGCACCCUUCUGAUAUCAAAAAUCAGGGAGGAAUAUCCAGAUCGUAUGAUGUUGACAUUUUCUGUUUUCCCUUCACCAAAAGUGUCUGACACUGUUGUUGAGCCAUACAAUGCUACCCUUUCUGUUCAUCAGCUUGUUGAGAAUGCUGAUGAAUGUAUGGUUUUGGAUAAUGAAGCCCUAUAUGACAUUUGCUUCCGAACAUUGAAGCUUGCUACUCCCACAUUUGGCGAUCUGAACCAUCUAAUAUCUGCAACCAUGAGCGGCGUGACCUGCUGUCUCCGAUUCCCUGGGCAGUUAAACUCCGAUCUGCGCAAACUGGCAGUAAACUUGAUCCCCUUCCCCCGUCUCCACUUCUUCAUGGUUGGUUUUGCCCCCUUAACUUCCAGAGGCUCCCAACAAUACCGUGCCCUAACUGUCCCCGAACUCUCUCAACAAAUGUGGGACGCCAAAAACAUGAUGUGUGCUGCCGACCCUCGCCAUGGACGAUACCUAACAGCUUCUGCCAUGUUCAGAGGAAAAAUGAGCACGAAAGAAGUCGACGAACAGAUCAUCAACGUUCAGAACAAGAACUCUUCAUACUUUGUGGAGUGGAUACCCAACAACGUCAAGUCAAGUGUUUGUGACAUUCCACCCACGGGUUUGAAAAUGUCUUCUACGUUUAUUGGAAACUCAACCUCAAUUCAGGAGAUGUUCAGGAGGGUCAGUGAGCAAUUCACUGCUAUGUUUAGGAGGAAGGCUUUCUUGCAUUGGUACACUGGAGAAGGAAUGGACGAGAUGGAAUUCACUGAAGCCGAGAGCAACAUGAACGAUCUAGUGGCUGAGUACCAACAGUAUCAGGAUGCGACUGCAGAUGAGGAAUAUGAUGAAGAGGAGGAAGAAGAGGAAGACAAUUAAAUGAGUAAAAUUGGUUGGUUGAUUGUUUGAAGAUACCUGGAACUUGUUGUUUUCUUUCUUUCUAUCUGGUUUAUCUCUUUGGAUGGUGUACUUUUGGGUGGUUAUUUUCAUAUGUUUGGAUUGAAUUUGUGGGUUUGUAUUAUUAUUAUCCAUAUAUUAUUGGAAUGGUUCAUAUUUUAAUUAAAAAUGUCAUCUUUUCUUU
Impatiens glandulifera is the source of this 1682-nucleotide messenger RNA. Its product is annotated as tubulin beta chain-like. Gene Ontology annotation, cellular component: cytoplasm; microtubule. The transcript has 3 exons. NCBI's taxonomy places the organism in Eukaryota, Viridiplantae, Streptophyta, Magnoliopsida, Ericales, Balsaminaceae. Gene Ontology annotation, biological process: mitotic cell cycle; microtubule cytoskeleton organization. The record is from RefSeq and is a predicted model, not a curated record. Gene Ontology annotation, molecular function: structural constituent of cytoskeleton; GTP binding; GTPase activity. Bases 146 to 1480 code for a protein of 444 amino acids.